This is a messenger RNA of Didymella exigua CBS 183.55, 962 nucleotides long. RefSeq lists its product as uncharacterized. The transcript has a single exon. Lineage: Eukaryota; Fungi; Ascomycota; Dothideomycetes; Pleosporales; Didymellaceae. The record is from RefSeq and is a predicted model, not a curated record. The coding region runs from base 130 to 669 and encodes 179 amino acids.
AGGAGGUAGCCAGCCGGAGCCCCUGCUUGUUGGGUUGGUGGGCCCAGCGCACCGCCUACGGCCUCGACGGGAGCUCAUCUCCUGUGUCUUUCACCCCCUACCCGACAAGGAAAGGCGAGCGCGCAGGCAAUGACCGUUGUCAAACUUGUCGGCCAAUUGGGAGCGGUACCUGGAUUGAGGAGCCAGGCACCCACGACGCUCAUUGGCGUGCCUGGCUUAGCGACGGCUCGGCGCCCUGACGUUUCACUUAUGCACACUGCACACACUGUAAACAGCAUGCUGCACGUGUUGACCAUCCAUUGCCCAGCUGCAGGGGCAAAGCGCAAAAGAUGUGAGCUGUCACAGGCGACCUACCAACAAAGCAGGGUGGCUUGCUGCCGGCCCUCUCCACGGCCUUUGUCGAGCUCACCACCAGCAAACAAAAUGACGGCCGCGCAAUUGCGAUCUCCGCAUCAGCGGACUAGGCGCCCUAGUUGGAGAAACACACAUGCGUGUCCCUCGAUCCUGGUCUUGUCGCCGAGGAUACAAGUGGAGACUAAGUCUUCCAGAACGUCUUCACAAACAGCCGCGUCGGCGCUGCCUGCUCCACCGAAUCGCGCACACCUCAUUUCUCAACAACGAUGGCUUCAGCGGCCACUGAGUUGUGAAGGUGCAGCACAACGCUCAUAACCUGCGACAAGCAGUGCAGCACGACAACUGGACUGGUCCGUCUCAGCAUAAAUGUCCAACCGCCUCUCUUUUUGGGUGUCGUACAAGCUUAGAGCGGCGCAGUGCCUUCGUAUACCGGACCACGCAAUCACCACAGUAGAGUGACGCAAGCAUCGCGUGCAACGUAGUCCAGCUAUCCAUCUCUCCACCGACACCCAUCUGCAGCUGCGCAGUUUCUUGUCCACUCAGCGAUCAGCAAAAAGUGCCGAACGGCCAAAACAUUCUUGGAGCCCCAGUCCUGCCGCCAGCACGAU